This is a messenger RNA of Malus domestica (apple), 1843 nucleotides long. RefSeq lists its product as uncharacterized. NCBI's taxonomy places the organism in Eukaryota, Viridiplantae, Streptophyta, Magnoliopsida, Rosales, Rosaceae. The record is from RefSeq and is a predicted model, not a curated record.
CUGUCUUUCCCUAAGACCCAAGACUUUCUUUUGCUCUGUUUUCACAAAAACGCAAAGUUUGAAUCUUUGAAAAUCGUACGGAACCAUGAUGAACGGCGGUCGGCACCAAAACAAAUUCGCAUGGAAGCCCAACCUCGGCGUCAAAAUCAACGAAACCGAGGUCGGAGGCCGGUUCCAGCCGCUGUCGGAAAUCACGGGGGUCUGCCAACGCUGCAAGGAACAGAUCGAGUGGAAGCGCCGUUACGGAAAGUACAAGACCCUGACGGAGCCCGCCAAGUGCCAACGCUGUACCAAACGCGCCGUCCGGCAGUCCCACCAUAAGCUCUGCCCUGCUUGCGCCAAGGAACAAGGUGUUUGCAAGUGCUGCUGCCGUGUCGAGCAAAUCGUCGGAAAAGACCUCGCGGAAGUGGAGGCUGAGCAGAAGAAGCUUCAAGAGGCGAUCAAAAAUGCAAGAGAAAGAGAUAGGAGGAGUCUGUUGCGUGCGAUGAAUGCUGGAAAAUCUGCGGGUGUAGCGAAAGCUGCAGGCGAGAAAGGAGGCAAAGCGGGGGACUUGUUCCCCUCCGCGUCGCUUGAAGAAUAUGCAGCGGCAACCAGAGACGAUGAUGAUGAUGUGGAGGAGGAUGGUGGAGGAGGAUGGUGAAGGUGAAGGUGAAGAAGAUGAGACGCAUGUUUGCAAUUAAAAGAGGUACUAAGUGGUAUUUCGGUAGCAAACAUGUCGGUUAGGCCAGUUGGUUACGAUCGUGUAGUGUGCCCAUCUUUUGCACGCAGGUUCGAAAUGGCGUGCUAAUCUUUGUACCAUCAGUGACAAAUUGGGCAAUGAUAUUCUCAUUUCUUCAACACAGUUGUAGAAGGUCUUGGAGAAGUUAAAUGAUCAACGUCUUUUCCUUUUCGUAUUUCUUUCUUUGUUUUAGUAGUCGACACGUAAUUUUCGCCACAGUAACCUUGAAAUUUUGUUUGAUUUUAUUUAUCAAUGAAGUGGCUCUUGUUAAUAUCAUCACAGAUCAAGAUUCAUUGCUUUUGGAGGAUCGAAAACUCAGUAGAAAAAUAAGAGAAAUCGAACUUCACUCUUCAAGUAAACAGCUUCAAGAUUGAAUGAUCCACGGCAUGUGCCCAGGUGAUUAGGAAAUAGCUCAGAAGCUUGUAGUUCAUGGUGUGAUCCAUUGCCAAGAAGAAGACUACUCUUGUCUUGUUUCGAAACAAACCACAUCCCAAAGAGGCUUCUUCAAAUGCUCAGGCCUUCGGAAACAAGCCUGGGACACUCCAACAAAUGAGUCUGAAUCAGCUGAGUUCACCAUUGACGAAGUUCUAAGCUUCAAGCCGGGGGAGAUGAGAAUCGGCCUAGACUUUAGCCCGACCAUGGGAACGUUUGCUGUAUCAUGAAGGAAAAGAACAUUACCAUUGCCUCUAGUACCUUAAACUUAAGGGCUCCUUCUAAUGAGGUAAUCGCCUAAGAGGAAGAUCGGCUCGAGGCUGCCUUUCUUCGACAAUGCCCUCGACAUUAUCCAUUCCACUUUGUUCUUGGAUGGCUGGAUCAGAGCUGAAAUCCUUCAAUUUGCGCUGUUUGAUUGGGAACUCGUCCUUCCGCUGAAGGGUCUUCUUUGGAUAGACAGAUUCUUCUGUCACAAGGCGGACAUGAAGUUGUAUAUGGAUGAGUUUAAGAGGUUAGGUUACAAGCCAUUGGUAUGGAGGGUACUCAGGGUAGCUCCCAAGACUGAUAAGCUUGGAGAUGAGCUUUUCUUUUCAGCUGUUUUGGAGAAGCCAAUCAGAGGUUAAUUAUUGUCGUUAACGAGUAAAUUUCUCAAUAUCUUCGUGUUUAAACGAGUAAUAAUUGUUGUUAUUUCAA